CGGUUUCUCUCCAUAAAUUUACUGUUUAUCUCCCUCUUUAGUCUUUAGUACCCCGUCUCCCCCCAAAUCAAAACCCUAACUUUGUUUCCCUCUUCUUCGUGGCGAUCAUGGAGGAUUCAGCGAAGCGAAAGGAGAGGCUCCUAUCCCUUCGCAUGGAGGCAUCCGCGCCACCGCCUACGGCGUCGCCGCUCCCUCACCCUACUCCGUUCCUGCCGCCGCCGCUGCAAGCCGCCGAGGCCUCGCCCCGGACCCCGAGGUUCGACUACUACACGAACCCUACGGGGGGCUUCUCCGGAUCUAAGAGGAAGAGCGCACACCACCACUCCCCGUCUCCGAACCCUCCAUAUGCUCGCCCUAAUGCUGGUCCAAGGAACUAUUACAUGGGUGGAAACCCUUCUCCAGCACACCAAUCUUUUGUUUCAGCUGGUGCAGGGAACUAUUACAUGGGUGGAAAGCCUUCUCCAGCACACCAAUCUCAUAACUAUCAAUUCCCAGAUCACAGCCUAUUUCAGGCACCACCAUAUCCACCACCAAGCAGUUCAUGGAGAGGCCCCAUCCAUUGCCAAACCCCUUUAUCAGGACCCUGCGGAACUCCUCCGAGUGGUCCAAGUGCAUCGAAUCCUUGUAACACUCCUGUCCACGGCUUCUAUUCCAACUCAUCAAGAGGCGGUUCUAAGAGCCCUAAUUACGAUCAAGGAGGUAGUCCUAUGAAUUAUACGGCAAUCAGAAAUAGCUCUAACUCAUACUCGGGAAGAGGCAAAGGCUUUAGUCCGAGAGGAAGUAGCGGGAGAGGAAGUGGCGGGAGGCGCCCAAGUGUGAAUAACCAGUCAGGUUCGGAAGAGCCAGAGCACCACUAUGGCAAGUCCAUGGUGGAAGAUCCUUGGAAGAGUAUGCAGCCAAUUGUUGGGAAUAUACUCGAGCCCAGGAGCGGCUCACGGGCUUGGCUUCCUGAAUCAUUGGCUGCGAAGGAAAACAAACCCGAACGAAGCGCUAGCAAGUUGAACUCCGAGCUUAGUCUUGCCGAGUACCUUGAUAUGUCUUUUAAUGAGACAGUUGACGAGACAUAACUCUUAUGUGAAAUAUUCCUAUAAUUACUAUUUAUUUUGUUUUCUUGAAAUCGAUGGCGCCCUGCAAUUGAUCCGCUUGAUCUAGGAAGCAUUUGUAGAAACACUUGAGAGUUAACUGUCUUUGAGCAAAUCACUUGCGGACAUGCUGCAUCUUAUUGUACUAAUUUUGUUUUGGGACUGGUGAACGAAGUACCACAUGAUAAUAUGAGUACUUGUGUUUGUUGAUGAUCUUUAAUAAGUAGACCACUGAUGACAGUGUCGACUAUC
Molecule: messenger RNA, 1334 nt
Organism: Ananas comosus (pineapple)
Lineage: Eukaryota; Viridiplantae; Streptophyta; Magnoliopsida; Poales; Bromeliaceae
Product: translation initiation factor IF-2
Exons: 2
Coding region: 108-1067 (319 amino acids)
Biological process (GO): miRNA processing; mRNA splicing, via spliceosome
Source: RefSeq, a predicted model, not a curated record